Molecule: messenger RNA, 1459 nt
Organism: Salvelinus sp. IW2-2015
Lineage: Eukaryota; Metazoa; Chordata; Actinopteri; Salmoniformes; Salmonidae
Source: RefSeq, a predicted model, not a curated record
CAGGUAUGUUUUCGAUGAGGUUCAGGGGUUCGAGGAAGAUGAGUCUAUUCCCUGUAGGAGAGGCUGCUCUGGGCAAUCUGGGCCUUUCUGAGGACGACAUCAGGAAUGAGAUGGAAAAUGAGGAACAUAACUUGGUCCAAGAGCUGGUUGCUAUGUCAACGAGGGACAGAAUCAAGGCCAUCCGAGACCUCCCUAUGAGCUUUGAUGACAAGAAACACAUCAGGGGCCAAGUGUUGGCGUUGAAAUCAUUCAAAAAGUCCCGGCAACUGAACUGCUUUUCAGACUGCUCGACGACUGUCUCACUGGCGUUCCGYAGGUGCGGUGCUAACAUGACUUUAGCCAGGCAGACCCUGGAACUGUGGCGGGGUACCAUGAAGGAGGUCGGGGGUAAAUUUGGCACGGGGGUCCUCUCCUACUUCAAGUUCCUAAAAUGGCURCUGAUGUUCAACAUCUUCUCCUUCCUGGUCAACUUUGGUUUCAUCACCAUCCCCCAGCUCAUCUUUCACCCCACGCCAGACAUCCCCGCUGGGGUCAGCUUCAGRGGGCUAGAGAUACUGACCGGAGCGGGUUAUUUCAGCCACACAGUGAUGUAUUAUGGCGGCUACAGUAAUAAAACACAAGGAACAGGGGGCUGGCCUAAGUACAACAUGCAGCUGGCCUACUUCUUCACCAUAGCAGCCUACAUGGUGUUGUGUGGAGCCGCCCUCAUCUACAGCAUGGCCAGCUCGUUCAGGAAGAGAGAUGUCCUUGCAGACUCAGGCUUGGGUGGAGCCUGGCAGCUCCUGUGUAGCUGGGACUUCAGUGUGACUAACGAGAAAGCCGUACGACAGCGCAAGAACAACUGCGCAUCCAACUCAAGUAAUGUUUCCAUUCCCCUCCAGGAGUCCUUAUCAGAAAAGGUCCAGGUGGCCCUGCUACCUCUGACAGAGAGGCUGAAGCACUAUGUCUUCCUGGGUACCUGGCUCCUCACGGGCAUGGCCUUGGGCUGUGGCGCCAGUGUCUACUUCCUGUGUCAAUAUGACACAUCGUCAGCGGACAAAGCUUCCGGCUCUCUCCUGGAGGAGGCCGCUACUCUCCUCCUCCCCUUUGUGGUGUCCCUGAUCAAUCUGGUCGUCCCUCUCUUCUACUCUCUGUUCAAAAAGAUAGAACACUACUCAACCCGCAUGCAGGUCUAUGCCAUCAUAGUCAGAAAUGUCAUUCUCAAGAUGUCCAUUCUGGCUAUUCUCUGCUACUACUGGAUGAAGGAUGUGGCCAAUACAUUUUCAUGCUGGGAGUCCAUCGUAGGACAAGCCUUGUACAGACUGGUGAUUAUGGACUUCCUCUUCGUAAUGUUAGGAUCCUUCUUUGGAGAGUUCUUGAGCAAUGUCAUUGGGACUAAAUGCAUACAGAGCCUGGGAGUUCCAGAGUUUGACGUUGCCAGGAAUGUCCUUGACCUGAUCUAUGCACAGACCCUGGCAUG